AUGUCGAUCCAAACUAGAGGCUUGAAAGAAGAAUACGUGCCACUCCGCGAGAUCAGAAGACCAAUCCCACCGGUGUUGGACUACCAAAAGAUCGACGCCAUGGUGUCCACGCUAAGUGGCGUUCCCAUGGCGUCCGCCACGUGCAAAAUCGAAGAUAUCACGGGAGGCGAGCUACCACCAAUUGACGUUUUCAAAGUGAGGGAGCAAGGCAAAAAUUACUAUUUUGCGUUUGGCGGUUGUCAUCGGUUCCAGGCUUAUGACCGAAUGAGUGCUAAAACUGGGGAGGACGUAGUUGUAAAGAGCCGGAUCUUGCCUGCGACGAGGAAAACUUUGAAGGUGUAUUUGGGGGCAUCUGUGGACCAGAUGUUUGAUGACAUCGAUAGCGAGAAAGAGAAGGACAACGAAUAG
Molecule: messenger RNA, 408 nt
Organism: Lodderomyces beijingensis
Lineage: Eukaryota; Fungi; Ascomycota; Pichiomycetes; Serinales; Debaryomycetaceae
Source: the annotation of a GenBank genome assembly